This is a messenger RNA of Raphanus sativus (radish), 2057 nucleotides long. RefSeq lists its product as uncharacterized. Gene Ontology annotation, molecular function: protein binding. Gene Ontology annotation, biological process: autophagy. The transcript has 12 exons. Gene Ontology annotation, cellular component: intracellular membrane-bounded organelle. The coding region runs from base 172 to 1860 and encodes 562 amino acids. The record is from RefSeq and is a predicted model, not a curated record. NCBI's taxonomy places the organism in Eukaryota, Viridiplantae, Streptophyta, Magnoliopsida, Brassicales, Brassicaceae.
CUUUAAUUAGGUUACCCUGAAAAAAAACAAUUAAACCAAACACACACACCAUAUCUGCGCGGGACAGCGCAGCCUGAAGAAUUUUUGUGGUUAGAUCGCCCCUCGCCUGGUUUUAGGGUUUUCUUUAUAUACAUAACUUGUUGUUAGGGUUACGAAUUUUGGCUUUGUAAGAUGACUCGACCCACCUGCUCCUCCCAACAUCAUCAAUCUUCUCCCCGCUCCAUGAUCCCUCCCCGCAAAUCCGUCUCGAAUUUCCACCGCCGCAGGGGGAAGAGCGUUUUGAGCAUGCUAGCACAGAGGGAGAUUUCACCUAAAGCCAAGUUUGUGCAGAGGAAACGUUGGAGUAAAAUUAGAUCCUUUGCUAUGAAACAGACAGGACAAAGUCUUCUUUCAUGGGUUGAGGCAGAGUCAUUGCAGCAUUUAUCUGCCAAGAAUUGCCCUUUUGAACUUUCUCCAAAAUCAACUAUUGCAGCCUCUUUUAGCUCUGAUGGCAAAACUCUUGCUUCUACCCAUUUAUUUUCUUGUAGUGGUGAUCAUACUGUAAAGAUUAUUGACUUCCAAACUGGAAACUGCUUAAAAGUUUUGAGCGGCCAUCUCAGGACUCCUUGGGUGGUUAGAUUCCACCCGUUAAACUCAGAAAUAGUUGCUAGCGGAAGUUUGGAUCAGAAUGUCCGCUUAUGGAAUGUCACAACUUCAGAGUGUAUUAAAUCUCAUGACUUCGAUAAGCCUAUUGCUUCUAUGGCUUUCCAUGCUGAGGGUGACCUACUUGCUGUUGCUUCUGGUCAUAAGCUGCACAUGUGGUACUACAAUAGGAGUGGAGAGGUAUCAACACCAGUUGUUGUAUUGAAGACGAGGCGUUCUCUGAGAGCUGUGCACUUUCACCCUCACGGGGCUCCCUUAUUCAUGACCGCAGAGGUUAGUGAAAUCGAUCCAUUAGAUUCCUCAAUGUCUUUAGCAACAUCUGUUGGUUGCUUGAGGUAUCCUCCCCCUGCUAUCUUUUUCACUAGCCCUGAAAGCGACCGAGCUUCCUGGGAGUUACCUUUUAUACAAGGAUGGUUGAUGGGUCAAGGUCAUGGUGUCUCUUCUGCUCCCAACAGAGGCUCCUCCUCCGCAUCUCGUUCAUCCAGACCUAGUCUUGAGGCUGGAGUAGCUUUGACAGAACUACCUUGUACUGUCAAACUCAGAGUGUGGCGACAUGACAUUGGAGACCCAUUUGCACUGAUGAAAUCUGACACGUGUCUUCUAACAUUACCGCAUGUCGUCCUUUGCAGUGAGAUGGGAGCUCAUUUUUCGCCGUGCGGGAGAUAUUUAGCAGCAUGUGUUGCAUGCGUUGUUCCUCAUGCUGAGAUAGAUCCAGGACUGCAGACGCUAGCACAGCAAGAUUCAGGGCUUGCAACUUCCCCGACUCAACACCCUGUCACAGCACACCAAGUCAUUUACGAACUUCGUGUCUAUUCUCUCCAAAAGGAAAGCUUUGGUUCAGUAAUCGUGUCACGGCAAAUUAGAGCUGCGCAUUGCUUGACCUCUAUCCAGUUCUCUCCCACCUCCGAGCACAUACUGCUUGCAUAUGGACGGCAUCAUGGUUCUCUUUUGAAUAGCAUCGUUAGUGAUGGUGAAGCUACAUUACAUUUUUUUACAGUGUUGGAGAUAUACAGAGUUUCGGAUAUGGAGCUUGUGAGAGUACUCCCAAGUUCAGAGGAUGAAGUGAAUGUUGCUUGUUUUCAUCCUUCUCCCGGAGGUGGCCUUGUUUAUGGGACCAAGGAGGGUUCACUGAGGAUCUUCCAGUACAAUACAGGUGCAACCUCUAACUUCACUGGACCAAACACCUUUCCUGAGGAGAACGUGUCCGAGGUAGCCUAGAAUUAUACAGCAAUAAUCUUUUUUGGAACAAACCAAUCAAACAAAAGGGCCAUUUUUGGGUUUCCAUAAAACUUUUUCAACAGACAUUUUCUUUUAGGUAAAGAGACUGCAGAUAAAGAAAAUGUAAAAAAUAUUGUUUUUGUUGUUACCCUUACCUUUAUAUAUUGUUAUUAUUAACAAAGGACAGCAUCAUACCA